AUGCGCGUUAUCGAACUCUAUGGCUACCUGGCGCUUUUUGGGACAGUUGCCGGAGCAAGUUCCCUGGGUGCAAUAUGCCCCUGGAGCCCAUUAAGUAAAAUAGAAGACGGGACCUGUGCUGGAUUGGGACAGAAGCGAAUUUUGAGAAACCUCUCGGGGGUCAACUUAGAUUGGGAGGGCCCUGAGCAUUGUGUAAACGAAACAUGCAUCUUCUCAAACGAACACAUAGGUGAUGGCAUCGUACUCGUCACCAGCGAAGUAAAUGCAAAGAUUGCAAGCAAUUUCCCAGUCAUGGUCAAUAAUGGGGCGACAACAUUACCAUUUCACGUGGCAGAGGUGCCCGGAAAGGGCGUUGGUAUUGUUGCCGAUAGAAAAAUACGUAAAGGGGAAACUAUCCUCAUACGCUCCCCGACGAUGAUGGUGCAGACCGCCCCCCACGUUGGAAUGGAGUCAGGGACAAGGGAUGUUCUAUAUGACAUCGCCGUAAGAAAACUUCCCACUAGAGGCCGAGAGCUUUUAAUGGGCCAGAUGGGCGAGGACGUCUACGAUAAAAUAGAAACAAACUGCUUUCAAAUGUACAUCGACGGGGCAAGCGACUCGGGUAGCCACCUAGGGUGUUAUCCGGAGAUAUCUCGAUUCAAUCACGACUGUCGGCCAAAUAUUCACUAUCGUAUCUCUAAUAUGACUCAUAUCACAGUCGCCGCGCGUAAUAUAGAGCCCGGUCAGGAACUAAGCAUCAGCUAUAUCGAACUUAUGCUCUCACGAGAAGAACGUCGUUCCCGCCUACGCAAGUGGGGAUUUGAAUGCGCUUGUUCUCACUGCAGCAUGAGCAAUGAAGAGGUCGCUACUUCAGAUGCGAGGCUUCAGAGGAUCGAAGAGUUAGAAACCGCCCUAGAGAACUUCAACCAGACCAUCGUAACUGCCGACACUGGGGCACAGCUAGCAGAUUUAUACGAAAAAGAAAGAUUGGAUGUCUAUCUCGGACGAGUGUACACACGGGCGGCACUUAACUUUGCACUGUUUGGUGAAGAGGAGAAGGCUCAAAAGUACGCGCUGGCCGCAAUAGAAGCUCUGGAAAGGGAGUUCGGACCGAACGCGGCUGACGCUAAGGCCAUGAGAAUUUUGGCUGAGAAUCCGAAAGCGCAUUGGACUUGGGGGAAGCGGAGAAGAGGAAGUUCGGGAAAGGGCAAGGGGAAAUAA
Molecule: messenger RNA, 1200 nt
Organism: Daldinia vernicosa
Lineage: Eukaryota; Fungi; Ascomycota; Sordariomycetes; Xylariales; Hypoxylaceae
Product: SET domain-containing protein
Exons: 2
Coding region: 1-1200 (399 amino acids)
Molecular function (GO): protein binding
Source: RefSeq, a predicted model, not a curated record